Messenger RNA from Chelmon rostratus (copperband butterflyfish), 3228 nucleotides. RefSeq names its product protein tyrosine phosphatase receptor type N2 (gene ptprn2). Gene Ontology annotation, molecular function: protein tyrosine phosphatase activity. The coding region runs from base 1 to 3228 and encodes 1075 amino acids. The record is from RefSeq and is a predicted model, not a curated record. Gene Ontology annotation, biological process: protein dephosphorylation. Lineage: Eukaryota; Metazoa; Chordata; Actinopteri; Chaetodontiformes; Chaetodontidae. Gene Ontology annotation, cellular component: secretory granule. The transcript is spliced from 22 exons.
AUGGAUUCAGUGAGCUGUCCCAUCCUCUUCGCUGCAUUGGCUGUCAGCCUCUGCUCCUCACCUGCCCUCGCUGACGGGAAAUUUGGUUGCCUGUUUGAAGACGAGCUCUGUACACCGUAUGAGUUCUGCGUCAACGACGGAGUGUUUGGGAGGUGCCAGGAGUUAGCCAGUGCAGAUCUGUACACGUACGAUAUUUCUCCCUCUGCUCUUCAACGCCUCAGGACCGUUCUCCAGAAACUGGCGCACAGAGGUUUGACAUGGCAGGACGACAUCACUCAGCAGGUCAUCUCUAGAGAGCUCUCCAAACUGAGGAACAUCCCUCUCCGCCAUCGGGCCACACCUCCAAGCCCCCUGACCGCCUACAGCAGCUCCAGAGACAGGAAACUGCGGCCUGCUCAGGCAGAGCUGAACAGAAACAUUCAGCAGUACCUGACCGGCCUGGGCUUCCUGCCACCAUCUGAGGUCAACGCGCAACCAGGAAUCCAAAGAGAGGGAGCCAACGUCCAGAAUGGAGACAUCAAGUCUGAUGGUCGUUUUGGGGCCAGCCAGUCUAAACCACAGCAGGGCUGGAAGGAGACCACUCUCUACAGCAUUCAUAAAGGAGACGGCAAGCCUCCAGUCACCAAAGUCUUUACCCAGAGUGGAGAGGGCAGACACCCCAAACUCAGUACAACCUACUCUAACCGCGACUCGGGAAAAAGCAAACUGCUGUCCAGCCAGCUGGAACAGCUUCUUGCGGAGGUACCGAGCACUCAGAAGGGCGCCCCAGGUGGCAAGGCUGCGUGGCCCAAUGGGAAGCUCCACUACCUCAGCUACAUCCAGCCAGCUCAGAGUGACCGCACAGAGCCCCAGUCUCAGAUGGCUUUUGGCUCCAAAGCCCAAAGGCCUAAUCUAGACCGACUUCUGCUCAAGGCUGGCUCAAACCGACUGACCCCCAAAGAACCUCUCAAUGUCAUGGAUGAACAAUUCAUCCAGAAUAUGGUGAACCAGCUGGGAAGGCACAGCAUCAACAUGGAGGCUUUGAUGGGCAAAGACCUGGACCAGCUGGCUGAGGUCAUCACAGGAACGCUGCAGGAGGUGCACAAGGAGCAGCCUGUGGUUGAGGCCCAGCCAGAAUCUGGAGCCGCUGUCUCCAGGGGGGACAAGGAGGGUAACAGGGAGCCACUGGCAGCCAUGCAACUGAAUCAAGACCAAGACUUGAAAUCAGACAAAGGGCAGGAUCUAAACCAGAAAGACACACUGAGAAUGAAACAGCAAGGCCAACAAAUAGACGGUGCAGACAAAGAGCCUGUUGACAAGCAUGCAGCCUUCUUCUCCAAGCUGCUGGACUACCUCAACCUGGAGCCCUUCGGUGAUGCGCCAGAGGUCAGCAUCAGGCCACCAGCUCCCCUCCAGAAAAUGGUGGGGCUGGAGAGUGUCCAAAGCCGGACGACACAGGGACAGGCUGCUGUUCCCCACCGCUGGGAGGAGAAGACUCUGGCCGUGCCUGCGAAGGAAGGCUCCUCCCUGCGUUUAACCGGUGGUGCAGAGGGGCCUGACGCUCAGGUGGACUCGGAGAUCCAGAGGUGGAUGCAGGGGCAUCAGGCUCCAGCGGGGAAGAAGCAGCUGGAGGAGCCACAGAAGAAGGACAUGAGAGUCAAAACUCAGCUGGUCCACGUGGGGGUGAAGGAGUUUUCCAGCAGAGGGAAGGACAGACACUUUGGCUACAUUAUCACCGGCUCAGACUCCCUCACCGCUGACCAGGGCUCGGACCUGAUGGAGCUGCUGACGCAGAGGCUGAACCUCCACGCCACAGACCUCACCCAACUCUCAGUUCUGGGUCCAGCGUUGACUUUCAGACUUGGCCCCAACCCCAAGAACGUGACCACUGCAGAUCUGGUUCAAGUUGCAGUCCAACAGAAGCAGCAGCUGGAGAAGGAGACGGGCCUGAAGAUUGUGGAGGCUGGAGUCAGUGAUAGGGGCAGCCUGACCCAGAUCCCCGUGGUGAAGGAGACCAGGGUGGAGUCGGGCCAGUUCCUGCUGCUCUCCGUCCUCUGCAUGCUCUUCAUCCUGGUGGCGCUGGCAGUGUCCGCCACUUUCUUCUGCGUGCGCCAGCGCUCCCACGUCCGCAUGAAGGAGAAGCUGGCCAGCCUGGGGACUGACACCAGCACCGAUGCCACCGCAACCUAUCAGGAGCUUUGUCGCCAGCGUAUGGCGAUCCGGACAUCGGAGCGUGUUGAGCGACCGGAGACCCUGCGCCACUCGCGGCUCAACAGCGUCUCAUCUCAGUUCAGCGAUGGCCCCGCAGCCAGCCCGUCCACCCGCAGCAGCACCUCCUCCUGGUGUGAAGAGCCAGUGCCAUCCAACAUGGACAUCUCCACUGGUCACAUGAUACUGUCAUACAUGGAGGACCACUUGAAGAACAAGAACCGUCUGGAGCGUGAGUGGGAGGCCCUGUGCUCCUACCAGGCAGAGCCCAGCGCCUGCAGUGUGGGACGGGUCGAGCAGAACUCCAAGAGAAACCGCUCAGAUGCCGUGGUUGUAUACGAUCAUUCCAGGAUCACCUUGAAAGCAGAGAAUAACCACGGCAACUCAGAUUACAUCAAUGCAAGUCCAAUAAUGGACCAUGACCCUCGCAACCCUACUUACAUCUCCUCGCAGGGCCCACUUCCUUCCACUGUGGCGGACUUCUGGCAGAUGGUGUGGGAGAGCGGCUGCGUCGUCAUCGUCAUGUUGACCCCGCUCUCUGAAAACGGCGUGAAGCAGUGUCAUCACUACUGGCCUGACGAGGGAUCAGAUGUCUACCACAUAUACGAGGUCAACUUAGUGUCAGAGCACAUCUGGUGUGAGGACUUCCUGGUGCGCAGCUUCUACCUAAAGAACCUGCAGACAAACGAGACGCGUACCGUCACCCAGUUCCACUUCCUGUCCUGGAUGGACCGCGGGAUCCCCAGCUCGGCCAGGACCCUGUUAGACUUCCGCAGAAAGGUUAACAAGUGCUACAGGGGUCGAUCUUGCCCGAUAAUCGUUCACUGCAGUGAUGGAGCUGGCAGGAGUGGGACUUACAUUCUGAUUGACAUGGUCCUCAAUAGGAUGGCUAAAGGUGCUAAAGAGAUUGAUAUUGCCGCUACCCUGGAGCACUUGAGAGACCAGAGAGCUGGCAUGGUCCAGACAAAGGAGCAGUUUGAGUUUGCGCUGACAGCCGUGGCAGAGGAGGUGAACGCCAUCCUGAAAGCGCUUCCUCAGUGA